UCCUCUCAGUUCAGAGAUGCCUGCUCAAGAGGUUGAAGAGACAUCCAUGGGCAUGGUAAAGGCAGAAAUGUCUGCCCCAGACCACCUUCCAGAGGGAGACAUGGGUAAAAGGCAUCAAGGAAAAUGUCUCAGAAUCAUCUCCACUGAGCCUCCUGUUAAGCUUUACUGCUGCUAUGUAGUGAUCAUGGUUCUCACUGUAGCUGUAAUUGCACUUUCUGUUGCCUUGUCAGGAUUUAGAAGACCUUUAGAAGAACAGUGCCUUCCUUCUACUCAUUUAAAGGAUGAAAAAGUUGAAGUGAGAAAGGAAAAACAAGUCGUGUUGACCCCUGGAUCUUGCUAUGCGAACUGUCCAAAUGGCUGGAUUGGAUUUGGAAACAAAUGUUUUUAUUUUUCUAAAGAAGAGAGAAACUGGACAGUCAGCCAGGCCUACUGUAGGGCACAGGCAGCCGAACUAGCUCGAUUUGACAGCCUGGAGGAGCUGAAUUUCCUCAAGAGAUGUGCAUCCUUUUUUCCCUACUGGAUUGGCUUGUAUAGAGAGUCAUUGCAACACCCUUGGAAGUGGACAGACAACACUGAAUAUAAUAAUUUGGAACGUGUUUUUGGAGGUGGCCUUAUAGGUACAGUGUAUAGCUACAUAAUUGCCAAUGACUUCAGCUCCUCAAGAGAAUAUUCGAUUUGUAACAAGUUCAACAGCCGUACUUUACACUACUCAAUGUCCAUUGUUCUUUAAUCGAAGGUAGGGAAAGUGUCAAAGCAUUUGUUGGAAAUCUAUUACAUGUUACCCAUGUUGAGUCUCCAUUUUUGAACUGCUAAUACCAGUAUACAAAAUCAAUUUGUAUUGUGUGAUAAUAUUAAGGAUAAAAACUAUCUUAGAGUACAACCCUUAGAGGUGUUUGGGAGACCAUAAAUGAUUUUAAGUUAAAUAGGUGUUCAGAUAGAAGUUGGUACACGUAUCUAAAAGCUAAAGUACAAAAACAAUAUUAGUGACCUCUACUUUAUGUCCACUUAUCAACAUUUGACAUUACUUACUCUUUUGAAGGCCUGGCACUUUAAGAAUUGAAGGGCAAGUGAAAACAUGUAAAUAUUUCAAUAAUCCCAGGAAAGAUAAUUUGUUAUCCCUUUGAAUAUUUUCUGGAACAUUCAACAUAUUUUACAAAAUUGAAUGACAAACAUAAAGGGAAAUAUAGAUGGGAUUAAAAUCAAUACCAUACAAACUAUAAUUUAGUUCAUUAUGAAUACUCUCAAAAUGUUUUUGGAAUAUUCUCAGUACAAUUUUUUUAAUUACAAGUGAUUAAUAACUAUUACAAUUAAUGCCAUUUUACUUUAUCUAUUUAAUUUUUAAAAACUCCACAUUUAAGAGUGCCAUUUUAAUGUAUUUUUAUUUGAUACUGAAGCAUCAUAAACAUUUGACUUCUAAUGUUAACAUAUUGAGUUCUAAGUACAAAAUACUUAAGUUUUUGUUUGAUCUUUCACUGCACUGCACUGAUAAGUCCCCACAAGAACAAGAUUAUGGGUCACAAACAUCUGUUUAGUUAAAAUUGUCUUUUGAUUUGUGCCUCUAAUCCCAAUGCCUGGGAGGCAGAGGUAGACAGAUUCUUGUGAGUUCAAGGUUUGAUGGCACACACCUUUUAUCCCAGCACAUGGGAGGCAUAGGCAGGUGGAUCUCUGUAAGUUCAA
Microtus oregoni (creeping vole) is the source of this 1677-nucleotide messenger RNA. Its product is annotated as C-type lectin domain family 2 member E-like. The record is from RefSeq and is a predicted model, not a curated record. Gene Ontology annotation, cellular component: external side of plasma membrane. The transcript has 6 exons. The coding region runs from base 17 to 730 and encodes 237 amino acids. Lineage: Eukaryota; Metazoa; Chordata; Mammalia; Rodentia; Cricetidae.